UUGAAUACGUCCUGUAACCACUAAUCAUUUAUCAAUGUUCACAUAUUUUAUACGACCACAAUUUACUCACCAAUGACGUUAGCUAUAAUGGUAGGGCCUCAGACUUUCUAGUUCCUCCGAUUCUGUCAAGCUUACGGCAGCCAUGAGCAUGCUCAGGCUCCAGAAGCGCUUGGCGUCCAGCGUCUUGCGCUGUGGCAAGAAGAAGGUGUGGCUGGAUCCAAAUGAAACCAAUGAGAUUGCCAAUGCAAAUUCUCGCCAGCAGAUCCGAAAACUGGUGAAGGAUGGAUUGAUCAUCAGAAAACCUGUGACAGUUCAUUCCCGUGCUCGUUGCCGCAAGAACACUUUGGCACGCCGGAAGGGACGUCACAUGGGUUAUGGUAAGAGAAAGGGUACAGCUAAUGCUCGUAUGCCAGAGAAGUUGACAUGGAUGCGGCGCAUGAGAAUCCUGCGUCGUCUUCUCAGACGCUACAGGGAGUCCAAGAAAAUUGACAGGCACAUGUACCACAGUCUCUAUCUGAGGGCCAAGGGUAAUGUCUUCAAAAACAAACGCAUCCUGAUGGAGCACAUCCACAAACUGAAGGCAGAUAAAGCUCGCAAGAAGCUUCUCGCUGACCAGGCUGAAGCUCGCCGCUCAAAGACAAAGGAGGCCCGCAAACGCAGAGAAGAGAGACUCUUGGCCAAGAAAGAAGAGCUCAUCAAGACUCUGUCAAAGGAGGAGGAAACUGCAAAGAAGUGAAUCUAAACUCAAAGUUUUUCAUCAAAGACUCCCCUUUUUCUUGUUAAUAAAUUUGGUUAAAAGAGA
Messenger RNA from Labrus mixtus (cuckoo wrasse), 802 nucleotides. RefSeq names its product large ribosomal subunit protein eL19-like. Bases 143 to 736 code for a protein of 197 amino acids. Gene Ontology annotation, molecular function: RNA binding; structural constituent of ribosome. The record is from RefSeq and is a predicted model, not a curated record. Gene Ontology annotation, biological process: translation. Gene Ontology annotation, cellular component: cytosolic large ribosomal subunit; ribosome. Lineage: Eukaryota; Metazoa; Chordata; Actinopteri; Labriformes; Labridae. The transcript has 6 exons.